Molecule: messenger RNA, 1589 nt
Organism: Caenorhabditis auriculariae
Lineage: Eukaryota; Metazoa; Nematoda; Chromadorea; Rhabditida; Rhabditidae
Source: the annotation of a GenBank genome assembly
AUGACCUGGAGAGGUCAAAGUUGGGCUCGUUGGCGCCAGUCGAAAACGCGCGCGAAAGUCUCGAUAUCCGCCGGCCGCUAUCACAUCCACAUUCACUCCAACCAAACGUCUCAUCCGCGCUACCUCGUCAUGAACCUGAGUGUUUUGAGGUUGUUUUUAUCUCCUUCUGAACCAAAAUGAAUUUAUUCCUUCAGUCCUUUCAAACCCAUUUUCACUUCAACGCCGCUGAGGCCUACAAAUGUCCGCCCUGAAGUUGAAUUUGAAUAUCAAGAAAAAGAAGUUUGUGUGAAGUUUGAAAACUUGAAAACGAUCAACUUUUGAGGUAAAAUUGACGGUUUUGAUCUUGAUGGACGUGGCAUUCUUGGCUCUUCUCAUUGUGUUUGCCAGUGAAGACGGCUUCCCUGGUGACUAUGUGGUUGGUUUUUUUUAAUGCUUUUUGAUUGAGAAUGACUUUUUUACCUUUUACAAAAAAACUGAUCGCCUUCUCAAACCAAAACGAAUAGUUAUAUAUUUGAACUUCAUUUGAGGUAUUUUGUAAAACCUAUAAAACCAUUAACGUCAAAAUAUCGAUUUUCACAGGAUCAAUUCGACCGAGAGCGCUUGGUUUCCUACUUAGUUUUUGCUGGAUUGCUGAUGCUUGCGGUCCUUGGUUGCCGGAAUCGCAAUCCCAUAUUCAUCGUCCCACUGACGUUCGCAAAGGUGAAAAAUUUUGUAUAUCGAAAAAAAAUUGAUUAAGCAACAAUUUUUUUCUGUUUAAGGGAAGAGUGAGCUAUAGCAAGUUCUAGAGCGCUUUCAGAAAAUAAGUAACUAAUGGAAAAAAGAACAUGAAAAAGUUUUUUAGCAUUAGCGUGAGGCUACGAUCUUUAGUAUUCACCUGCUCGUUGUUGCGACGCGGGCGGUCGCGUAGCGUUUUUGCUUUUCUUCGCCAAGUUGUUCAAAUAUUUCUAACCUCACUGAGAAGCGAAUAACUUUGGAACUUACUAAAAUUAAACGCAUGACGACUAAAUUUACAAUUUUUUUGCAGGUUCUGUACUUCGUUGUUUGCACCUGUUUGGCCAGUUACCACACUUAUUUGGCGCUCAAUGGAGAGCUUGAAGGUUCGAUUUCUUUCUUUAACUUUUUGAUUUGAUUCAUAUCCUUCACUGUAGCCAGAAUUUUACAGUGGAAGUAAAUUCCAUUUAAAAAUCCUAUUAUUUUAUUGGAAUCGGAUGGAUCGCUCAGAAAAAAAACUGUUUCAGAUGUGGAUUACGCGUGGUACGAAGUCGUCUUGAUCACCUUCCCGUACAUCGUUUUCGCCCUGACGACCUCCCUUUUGUACUGCGAAAUCAUCGUUUGCUUCUUCGAUUUACGUCUUCAGAUGAUUACUAUGGAAGAAAAUUCUACGGAACUCACUGUCAGUUUUUUUUUCAAUUUUCCAGUUGAAGAACUCGCUUCAUUUCGCCUUCAAUCGAUUUUUUUCAGUUUUUUUUUACUUUUCAAAACGAGUUUUGCACAUAAGGUUUUUUAAGGGCGUCAGCGUUGUGGCUCCCCGCACCGAUCGCCCGUCUCGUUCUUUCCCCAGCAGCGAUUUCGACACACUCACCUUGUAA